UAGAACUCGCGAGUCGCGAGUGAUGAUGUCAUUCACGUGGGGUUCCGCUGGCCACAACUCCUCCGCGAUCGAAGCGCACCAUCCUCCGCACACCUCGAGUCUCGACGAUCGAUGGGUCUCUAAGCACACAGGAAGAAUAUGGACUUGUGAAGAUGAUAGUCAGACUUCUGUUGAACCCUAGACUCGGCAGAAGAUGGAGAUCGGGAGUAACGCUAACGGGACUCGGCGAGACGCCAGCAACACUCACAAGGCCAUGCGGCAGCGACUGGAGCGACUGGAGAGCUCGCUGAACGCCAUUCCUCCUGCCAUGGAGGAGGCCGUGGAGGGGCUGGAGGCCCACUGCACGGCAGGGAUAAAGCUGGCCUCUCUACUGGAGACUGUUCUUCAAGAUUCGCCCCUCCUUCUCCUGGCACUUCGCUACAAGGAGGCGUGUGAGACGCUACUGGACAAGACGUCACGUGCGGCUCUGGCUCUAAAGGGAGAGCUUGUGGUUCCAGUUAAGAGGCUAGGACCGACUGUCAGUCGCCUGCGGAGCCACAUUGACAGCCAUGCGAAGGCAGCGUCUCGCCACGAAAGUUGUCUGCGGCAGUUGGAGGGGGUUAUGCUGUCUUCCUCAGCGUCUCGCAGCAAGAAGGAUCAGGUUGAGGGAAAGUUCCGCAGCUCAGCCCAGGAGUUUGCCCUGGAGGACCAGCAAUUGGGCCUCGCUAACACUGAGUUCACUCAAAUGAGGACAGAGCUGAUGGGAGGUUGUUUCCUCGGUUACCUGGAGGUGGUGUUCCGAGUGCUAGAGUCUGCGUCUGACCUCCUUGCUCCCCUCGGCUCCUACAAGGAGCUGAGAAAUGACCUCCGCGACUCCCCAGGGUCCUCUGUUCUGAAAGAGGCCACUGUCAGCUGGCUGGCAGCAACCCAGGUAAACCAGAGCCUGCGAUCAUUUGGAGGUCUGACUAGGAACGACGUACAGUGCAUGCUGUACCAACAUCCUGACGGCUUGCCUGACACCAUUCGCUCCGGUAUCAACACAAAGGUCGACCAGCUACUGAAGGUGUACAGCACAGAGCUAGUGAGAGUGGAGACGCCACAUCACGUACUGACUGGAGGAUUCCAUUUUAACCCCAAAGCCAUUGAAUUAGCUCUAAAGGAUUGUUGUAGUGAGCUGGAGGCAAAAGGGGCGGGGGCAGAUCAUGCCUACACUAUGGAGGCAAAGAUGGAGCAGGUGAUGUGUGAUGUACCUCGUACCACUUACAACAUCGGAGGUCGAGAGUUCGGAGCUGCCACUGGGGAGCAGGCAGCAGCCAAUGUCCGGGAGAAGAAGGCUGCAGUGAAAGAUCUCCUGGAGAGGCUAUUAGUGGACUCUGACCUCACGACCCCCCAGUUAGACUCCAACAGAGACCAGAUACUGGAGGACUACUCUCACCACAUCCUCAACGAGUCGUGUACCACUGUCACCAACACCACCGCCAAGACAGCGGUCCAGCUGGUGUUCGGAAAGGCCAACCUUGUCCUAGUGAGGCCUUCGCCUGCCUCCGAGGACAGCAAGCCUGUCCAGAUAUCUGCCAGGAAACACGACUCCACUAUCCUCAUUACUGUCUUCUCGUCAUGGUGGCUUGUGGAGGACUACGCUGCGUUUGCAGUCCUUCAGAGACCAGUGGAUCCAUCAGCUUCACUAGGAGUGGUGGACGCCUGCUACACCAUCGCUCUCAGUAUCAAAAACUACUGCAGUGACAGUCCAUUCCCUGAACUGCCGAGUGUGUCAGUGAUUUACCGCCAUCCUCCCUGUCCCUCUCUCUCCCCAAUUGCCUCGUCCUCCCCUCCUCAACCCAUUGUCGGCAGCAGGGAGAAGGAAAAGCUGCUGGGGUCUUUCACAAUCCUUCGGAACAAGUUCAGAAACAUCUCACAGAAGACUCGUAGUCGGAUGGAGUCGCCUCGUUCUGGACCCACUCUCAGGAUCUACGAGACAGAGACAAAUGGAGGCGAGGGGAAGGAGGUGGGGGAAGAGGAGAGCGAACGUAAGACCUCCACAGACUCAGAGGGACACACUGCACCAGCUCCGUUUGGCAUCGGUCGAUACUCAUCUGGUCGGAGUGACAGUUUUGGGCGAGGCUUGAGGCCAGGAUACCGCCAGGGAAUGCGGAGGAGUGGAAGUGACGACACGAUGAGCAGCCAGAGCACCCUCGUCCCCCACUCUUCGCUCCUCCACUCGGAGGACAAUCCUCUGGGGAUAGCAGACCUCAUACCCACCUCGCGACCCACUCUGACUCAGUCCAGAGUGAGAGCUCAUGACAAGUACCGCUUGCACAGCUACCAGGCAUUCCGGGCCGAGGUGGGGAAGAGAGGGAAAGAGAGGGAGGAGGAAAAAGAAGAUGACCAGCGAACUAUCGAAGGGUCUCCAACCGGUCAUGAUAUCAGUAUAGUGUCGGACAGGGAGUUAGAAAGAGUCUACUCUCUACUGUCCUCUGACAACAGCUCCCUCACUUACCCUGACUACCAAAUGGGGCGCAAGACAAGCUACCCUGCCGGAAAGAAGGCAGGGUUUCAGGAUCGUCAUGGCAAUGACUACAGUGGCGGGGAGGGGAGGUACCAGUAUGGGGGGUAUGGUGCUGGGGGAGGGUAUCUGGGGACUGGCUACGGAGGCGGGAGAGAUCCUGAACAGAAGGACAGAGAUGUUGGCAGUUCCAACAGUUCAGGGAUCGAGGAUCCGUACAACCACCGCUCGCGGUCAGGGAGUGCUGCCAGUAUGCAUCCAGAGACGGAGGGAGGGAGAGAGCGGGGGAAUGGCGGAGGAGGUGGACACAGCUCCAGUACCUCACUGGACUCUGGGGUUGGCGGGGCCAGGAAGGGAGGAGGGGAGGAGGUGGCGCGGCUUCAUCGUGGGGCUCAGGACCUGCCCAUUGCCCACCUGAGCAGCAAAGGUCUGGGGUCCCUGAUCCACCCAGACCAGGGAGAAGACUACCCUACAAUGUUUGACAUGGAGAGACCUCCUGUCUCGUCGUCUAGCAGUGGAGGAUCCAGUCCUGUCAUGUUCCGGACCCGCAGUGUUGACAACAUCCGACUUCCUGAGAGAUCAACGUCUCGUUCCUCCACCCACUCAAUGCCGCCAGGCUCGCUCCAUGGGUCCACCUCCAGUCUCAAUGACUUUGACCAUACCCCCGGGUCCAGGCCACGCCCAUUUGACUACAGAGGUCCCCUGUCUCAGGGUUCACUGGAGGACCACUACUGGGACUACCGGGAACAUCCUCGUCCUCCUGAACACUUUGGACACCCUCCAUACAACUAUUCUGGCCCCCCAGGGGGACCGCACGGGGGACCAUUCAAUUACGAGGGAGGCUACGGGGAGCCUCCCCCUCAUGAGAGGCACAGUCGUUCAAUGCAGGGAGGAGUGAGAGGACAUUCUGGGGACUUCUCUCCAGGUCCCCCGAUGGAUCACAGACCCCAUCCUCCAUACUGGCAUGGACCUGGGAGUUUCGAUGGUCCUCCCCCUCAUCCCCAGAGUGGACCUCCCCUCCCUCCGCGUCAGAUGCCAAUGCCACGCCCACAUGGACCGCCGGGAGCAAGACUCCACCCACCUCCUGGACCACACCCGAUGCACGACAACAGAUUCCAGCCGGUCCAGUUCCGACCCAUCGCUCCGCCGAGCCCCUCACCUGCCAGUCUGCAUUCCAUGUCUCCCGCCCCCUCCCCACACCCCACCCCUCCCCCAACUCCCCCUCCUCGCCCCCAUCCUCAAGUUCACGGACCCCUCCCUCUAUGCCCCCUCCGUAUCACUCCCCAGGUCCCCACCCCCACAUGCACCCUCUCCCACGAGACUUCCACCCUCCACCGCCUCCUCCAAUGGGCCCCCCUCAUGGCUACAGAGGCCCAGUGCCCCCCAGAGAACAAACUUUUGGACCCCCGCCACCAUUUGGACCCUGUCCAUCCCCGGGUCCCCCAGUUUCGGGCCCAGGGAGGUUCCCCCUGCAUGGCGGGCCCCCUCCGUGGGACUGGAGACAGCAUUGACAGAAUAGGCUGCCAUAUCACUCUUUGAUUCAAUGCCUAUAUACUUCACACCAGAACCCUAUUGUUAUUGUUA
Messenger RNA from Geodia barretti, 4066 nucleotides. The record is from the annotation of a GenBank genome assembly. Lineage: Eukaryota; Metazoa; Porifera; Demospongiae; Tetractinellida; Geodiidae.